This is a messenger RNA of Musa acuminata AAA Group (dessert banana), 1506 nucleotides long. Its product is annotated as GEM-like protein 1. NCBI's taxonomy places the organism in Eukaryota, Viridiplantae, Streptophyta, Magnoliopsida, Zingiberales, Musaceae. The record is from RefSeq and is a predicted model, not a curated record. The transcript has 4 exons. Bases 160 to 1017 code for a protein of 285 amino acids.
UGCCUCGUGUCACAAGUGUCUCGUGGAGCGUUCUUUGGGACUCGACUUAAGUACGAUGAUUUAAACGUGGUCCGGCGUAGGACCGCAUCCGAAAUUGGAGCUUUGGAAACCUCCACCUCGAGGAACGAAGAGCAGCCCGAGGUUUCCGACCCGAUCGCGAUGGAUUCGGCCGUCGAUCUAGUUGCCAAGACGGGAUCCGACGGCGGACACUCGCCGGACGUUGCCCCGCGCACGAAUCACCACACGGAGGACGGCGCUUCCCCUCCCCCGCCGCCUCCUGGUCCUGGUCCUGACGACCCCCAGUCCCAAAAGCAGUCCAGACCCCAGACCCUGCCGCCUGAUCCGACUACGAUCGAGACCCCGCCCGCCCCCGCCGCUGCCACGGCACCGGCUGAGUCGAACCCCUACGUCGCUCGCUCCCCCGCGGCGAACUCCUCCUCCUCCUCCUCGAAAAGUACGACGGAGACGGUGAAGAACGUGCUUAAGAGAUGGGGGAAGAAGGUCGGGGAGUCGGCGAAGAAAGCUGAGGAUUUCUCCAGAAAUACAUGGCAGCACCUGAACACUGGACCCAGUUUUGUUGAAGCUACCAUGGGAAGGAUUGCUCAGGGUACCAAAGUGAUUGCAGAAGGUGGUUAUGAUAAGAUAUUUCGACAAACUUUUGACACACUUCCUGAAGAGCAACUUAAGAAAUCCUAUGCGUGCUAUCUGUCAACAUCUGCUGGUCCUGUUAUGGGAGUUCUUUAUCUCUCCACAGCAAAACUUGCAUUUUGCAGUGACAAUCCUCUUUCCUACAAAGUCGGGGAUCAGACUGAAUGGAGUUAUUAUAAGGUUGUUAUUCCUUUGAAUCAGCUCAAAGCAGCUAGUCCUUCGGUCAGCAAAAUGAAAUCUGCAGAAAAAUAUAUUCAGGUUGUUUCCAUAGACAACCAUGAGUUUUGGUUCAUGGGAUUUGUGAGCUAUGAUGCCGCUAUCAAGAAUCUACAGGAAGCUUUUCGUGAUGCACAGGAGUCUCAACCAUAAUAAUGGUGGCUUCAAGCUUGAGGCCAUUUAAAAGCUUUACAAGGGACAGCUUGACAUCCCCGAGGACACUUGCCGUGACCAUCAGUGAACUCAUGAUCUGGAAUGUUUGGUCUCCAUCUAUCCAAUAUCUUGAGGAACAACAGUAUAAUUCUUUUAAUUUCAGAUGAUUUAAGUUGCCUUUAUGGGUGUGUGUUUGUCACUUGGCGUAAGUUCCUGUGUUCAUGAACUGCCCAUGUUUAGUUUUUGCAUGGAUUUGGUUAAAUUAUCGCAGUUUUAGUAAAGCUCUAUAAGUUGUGUCAUUAUCAGAUGACCUUAUAAGUUUCAUUGUAUCAUAUGACAGAAGAGCUAUUAAACUGCCCAUGUCCUCUGGAAGGUCAGUGCCAGGGCCCAAGAACUCGUUCUGGUGAUGAUGUAUUAUUAUCAUGAACUGGGUAAGGGUAUAUUUCUGGACUGGUGAAAUUAUAUUUGCAGUUUAUAUUGGCAAGAGUA